This is a messenger RNA of Oncorhynchus keta (chum salmon), 939 nucleotides long. Its product is annotated as PGC-1 and ERR-induced regulator in muscle protein 1-like. The coding region runs from base 229 to 939 and encodes 236 amino acids. The record is from RefSeq and is a predicted model, not a curated record. NCBI's taxonomy places the organism in Eukaryota, Metazoa, Chordata, Actinopteri, Salmoniformes, Salmonidae. The transcript is spliced from 2 exons.
CCAUGAGAAGAGGAUGGCUGCAUCAAAGUUCCCAAACAAAAGUUUCACUUUGAGUCAAGUUCUGGAUAUGUUGGAUCUAGGUGACUGCCCAGACAAGGCAUGCAACAUUGCAGUUAUCCCUCACAAUGAGAAGGAUGCUGUCCUGAGUGAUUGUGACAGCGAUGAGUCAGAUAUGGACUAUGGACAGGCCAUUUGCCAGCCAGGCUGUUGAAUGCAUAUGCUGAACCUAUGCAAACAGACCAUGACAGGAACAACGUUAUCAGUGAUGAUGACCUACCCCUCACCACCCUCCCCCAUCCACAACCUCCUCCACUCCCCUCCAUUGUUGUUAAUGAAAAGCCAAGGGCCUCUACCCGCCAGAGGGUCCAGUCAGAAGAGCCAAGGGCCUCUAUAAGCCACGGGGGUCAGCCAGAAGAGCCAAGGGCCUCUCUAAGCCACGGGGGUCAGCCAGAAGAGCCAAGGGCCUCUAUAAGCCACGGGGGUCAGCCAGAAGAGCCAAGGGCCUCUAUAAGCCACGGGGGUCAGCCAGAAGAGCCAAGGGCCUCUAUAAGCCACGGGGGUCAGCCAGAAGAGCCAAGGGCCUCUAUAAGCCACGGGGGUCAGCCAGAAGAGCCAAGGGCCUCUAUAAGCCACGGGGGUCAGCCAGAAGAGCCAAGGGCCUCUAUAAGCCACGGGGGUCAGCCAGAAGAGCCAAGGGCCUCUAUAAGCCACGGGGGUCAGCCAGAAGAGCCAAGGGCCUCUAUAAGCCACGGGGGUCAGCCAGAAGAGCCAAGGGCCUCUAUAAGCCACGGGGGUCAGCCAGAAGAGCCAAGGGCCUCUAUAAGCCACGGGGGUCAGCCAGAAGAGCCAAGGGCCUCUAUAAGCCACGGGGGUCAGCCAGAAGAGCCAAGGGCCUCUAUAAGCCACGGGGUCAGCCAGAAGAGCCAAGGGCCUCUAUAA